Messenger RNA from Heteronotia binoei (common prickly gecko), 2024 nucleotides. RefSeq names its product pleckstrin (gene PLEK). The record is from RefSeq and is a predicted model, not a curated record. Gene Ontology annotation, biological process: intracellular signal transduction; actin cytoskeleton organization. Gene Ontology annotation, cellular component: plasma membrane. Lineage: Eukaryota; Metazoa; Chordata; Lepidosauria; Squamata; Gekkonidae. The coding region runs from base 66 to 1139 and encodes 357 amino acids. The transcript has 9 exons.
AAACCCCCGCGCUGCCAGAAGUGUGUGAACCGUUGGCUGCUUCGGAUCUCACAGCACAAACAAAGAUGGAGCAAGAACCGGAGAGGGAACCCAGACGCAUACGGGAAGGGUACCUCGUGAAGAAGGGCAGCAUGUUCAGCAGCUGGAAACCGAUGUGGGUGGUGCUCUCGGAAGACGGAAUCGAAUACUUCAAGAAGAAGACGGACAGCAGUCCAAAAGGCAUGAUCCCUUUGAAGGGAAGUUCCCUCACAAGUCCCUGUCAGGAUUUUGGAAAGAGAAUGUUUGUCGUGAAGUUGGCAACUGCCAAGCAGCAAGACCAUUUCUUCCAAGCCUCCCACCUCGAGGAAAGGGACGCCUGGGUCAAAGACCUCAAGAAAGCCAUUCAGUGCAUCGAGAGAGGCAAGAGGUUUUCCAGGAAAUCGACGCGGAAGUCUAUCAAACUGCCUUCAUCAAUCAACCUGGGUGCUUUGUAUCUCUCAAUGAAAGACCCUGACAAAGGAAUAAGGGAAAUGAAGCUGGAAAAGGACAAGAAAAUUUUCAACCACUGCUUUACAGGCAGCUGUGUAAUUGACUGGCUACUGUCGAACAACUCCAUCCGAAACCGCCAAGAGGGCUUAGUUCUGGCCUCUGCCCUAAUGAACGAAGGUUACCUUCAACCUGCGGGGGAUGCGUCCAAGAGUGCGGCUGAAGGCUUGGCGGAAACUAACUUCCUCGAUCACGAAGAUGCCUUCUAUUACUUUGCGGACAGUGGAUUCUUCUGCGAAGGAAACUCCAGCGAUGACGAUGCGGUCCUCACCGAAGAGUUCAGAGGCACGGUGGUCAAGCAGGGGUGUCUACUGAAGCAGGGACAUCGGCGGAAGAACUGGAAAGUGCGGAAGUUUGUGCUGAGGGAAGAUCCCGCUUACAUCCACUACUAUGAUCCUGCUGGGGGAGAAGAGCCACUGGGAGCCAUUCACUUGAGGGGCUGUGUGGUGACCGCGGUUGAAGACAACCCAAAUGGAAAGAAGAAUGAAGUGGAAGGAAACCUGUUUGAAAUCAUCACCGCCAACGAAGUUCACUAUUUGCUGCAAGCGGCCACUUCUGCCGAGCGUACAGAAUGGAUCAAAGCCAUUCAGUUGGUUGCCAGGACUGGAAAGUGAAUAAUAGAAGGGGAAAAACCCACCUGUGGAAGCAAAGAAAACAUACGUUCCAAGACAUUUUUUAGUGUGCUCUGCGAUAUUGAUCCUAGGAUAGUUCCAGGUUUGCUUCUCCCCCUCCAAUAGCCUGGCAUAAAAUCCACAUAAUAUUUAAUGUACAAUAUUCAAUAUAUCAUUGCCUCUCUGUUACUCUCUGAGAACCAGUUUGGUGUAGUGGUUAAGUGCUCAGACUCUUCUCUAGGGGAACAGGAUUUGAUUCCCCACUCCUCCACUUGCACCUGCUGGAAUGACCUUGGGUCAGCCAUAGCUCUUGAAGGAGUUGUCCUUGAAAGGGCCGUGAGAGCCCUCUCACCCCCACCCAACUCACAGGGUGUCUGUUGUGGGGGGAGAAGAUAAAGGAGAUUGUAAGCUGCUCUGAGUCUCUGAUUCAGAGAGAAGGGCGGGGUAUAAAUCUGCAGUUCUUCUUCUUCUACUACGAUCACCACUGUAUCAUCAAUGGGCACUUUUCACACACUCAACCUGAGUAACGCACUUUCGAUCCACUUUCAGUGCAAUUUGCAACUGGAUUUUACUGUGCGGAAAAGGAAAUUCACCUGCAAACGAUUGCUAAAGUGUAUUAUUAAGCACAGAUGUGAAAGUGCUCAAUUUUUUUUCCCUAAAAACUUUUUCAUUUGACUUAUUUUCGUAAGACUUACUUUCUGCACAUGAUAAUGAAAAAGAACACACACAUACCCCGGCAAAACAAAUGGCUCCCCAUAUCGCUAUAGAAACCCUAUAGAAGUUAGCUGAAUCCUGCCUGUACCAACAGCUAUGGUCAAAGAUCAGAAGCAGGGUCUUAUUGUUGUAAAAAAUAUGUAUUUGGGAGAGAAAAACAAAGAUUUGCUUAUU